AUGAAGGUCUCCCAGAUAAUCCUCACUUCCCUUGCCGUCGCUGUCAGCAGCACAGCCGCCAUCAAAAUCAGCACUGGCGAGCAAAUCAACUGGGACGAGAACUACGCCGUCGCCUGGAAAGAAGGCAAAGACCCGUGUCGUAAUGACCACCUCCUUGCCCCCGUCUACCAGAACCCAUGCGAGCGCAACUUUGUUAUUGAUAGCGUGCCUUACCACCUUGCGAACUGCGGCACCGAUGACUUUGGCCUGUAUAGGAGUGAUGACGGUUCGCGAGUUGGUGGUUGUACGAGGGUAGCUGAUCAGAAGAUUGGCUGUGACCAUGUCGCUGCGUAUGUGCAUGAUGUUAUCAAGCACUGGAUCUGUGGGAAUUAG
Aspergillus lentulus is the source of this 372-nucleotide messenger RNA. The record is from RefSeq and is a predicted model, not a curated record. Lineage: Eukaryota; Fungi; Ascomycota; Eurotiomycetes; Eurotiales; Aspergillaceae.